This is a messenger RNA of Xyrichtys novacula (pearly razorfish), 37063 nucleotides long. The record is from the annotation of a GenBank genome assembly. Lineage: Eukaryota; Metazoa; Chordata; Actinopteri; Labriformes; Labridae.
GUAUCUGUGCCUCCUCACUCACACACACACACAGAUUAGCAGCAGCAGCAGACUGUUGCUUUUUCAGCUCAUGUGUUUUAAUGUGAGGAAUCCGUUAAAGAGUGAGGCUUGAUGUGAUUGUUGUACUUUAACCGUGAGUAUUGAACGGUCGACUUUUAAAAACUGCCAUUAGAGGGAAAUGUCAUGUCAGCGGCUGAAGUUAAAGCUGGAAUCCGAGUGUGAACCGUCGGAGGUGGACUGAGAGAGCGACAGAGAGAGAGAGAGAGGAGCUACAGCUACAGCAGCGGCUGAAGUUUACUACAGUUUCCUCGAUAACAAAGGAGAGCUGCUGACUCUCACCCCGGACUCUUUAUUCGACGCCAUCCUUCGAUAAACGUCUGAAAAGAGAGGGUUUAACGUGAGAGACAUGCUCCCCCGCGGUGUUUGCUGUGUUCACGGUAAGAACGGUUAAAGAAGUUCACAGGAGCUAGUUAGCUUUAGCCGUUAGCUUACCGACCUGUCUGUAGAAAUGUCAGAGUGUUAGCUGGAGAGGCUAAAGCUAAUGUAUAUUUAAUUUUACACAUAAAUACUGUCAUUGAAGUUAAUGCUGUUUUUAUUAUUGGAGAUUUAAGUCACUUUAAUGUGAGUGGUAGUCAAAGGCAAACUUUAAAGUAGGGGAGGCUGGGUACGGUUGCAUCACUGUCUGCAUUCCUCCCACUCAAGUCAAAUUCAGUUAUAUUGACAUCAUACGUUUAUUACUUAGUCAUAUUCAUUCUAUUUUAGACAUUUACAACACUUCUGAGGACAGCUGCAUUAUUAUAUUUCACUGAUAAACAUGUGAUUUUUACCCUUAUAGGUUUAACCAAUUUUACAGUCUACUUGUACAUAAACUUGUAUUCUGAUUACUUUGCCUUUAGAGUAAAUCUUCGUUUCUUAGGGUGUUUUUGUAAUAUAUUCUUGCUGUAAAUCUCAUAGAUAUAAUGACAGGUAUGACACAAACUUGAAUUAAUCAAUCAGUCUUUAUUUGUACAUCACUUUUAAUACAAAAAUGAUGUAGCACAAAAGGUUUUACACAACUGAGGGAUAAAAGAAACAAACAACAACCUAAUCUACCCCAACCCACAAUCUCAGCACAAUAGAAACAUGUAUUAAAAUGCAUGAACUUAUAAAGGGCUUGAUAAGGAAGAUGAAAUAAGGAAACACUGGAGGUUUAAAAUCUAAAAGCAAAGUAACAUAAAAUGAAAUCUAAGAAAUAAUAAAUAAAGUGAAAUAAAAACAGUAAAAGAUACUAAAAUAAGAGCACCAAAACAGCUCAAUAAAAGACAAUCCUGUCAUUAAAACUUAAAGAGAUAAAUGAUAAAACACUUAAAGUUAAUGAGGUAAAAUUUAGUUAAAAGCAAGAUUAAAAAGGUACGUUUUUAGGCCUCAGGUCUUCAGGUGAACUGUUCUAUAAUAGUAAAAAGAUGCCUUACCGUAUGUCUUGAUUUUAACUUAAUAGGUAAUAAUGUUAACAGAGAACUUCCUGAAGACCUGAGGACAACAGAUCAGAUAAAUAAGAUUAAGAGCUUUAAAAACCAAUAAAACAACCUUAAAAUCUAUUCCAAAAGAGACGGGUAAACAAUGCAGAGACCUUAAAAUCGGUGUAAUGUGACAGUCAGGGCAAAAACUGACAGUAAGCUACUGUUUUUAAUCGCCCUCCAAAAGUCUUGACACUAAAGGAAACAGCUGAAGCAGGUCAGUCAGUGUUUUAGUAAACAGUUGUAUGUGGGUGUCUGACAGUCCAAACCCUGAAGCUCAGACAUGCAGACAGCAGAGGGACAGCUGAAAGAUGGUGGAGCAGUAAGGGAUAAAUGAUAACACGUUUCCCUUCACUUAUUUAUAUCAUAUCAAACUCAAACAUUCAUUCUACUAUAUCAGAAGUGUUGACAGCAAUGCCAGCUAUAUGUAGCCAUAUAUGUGUAACCCAAUUUCUGUGUCUUAAUGAAUUAAAAAUCCAUCUAAAAUAGACUUAAUAUUGACUUAUUUUGCUUGUACCUUCUUAGUACUAACUUCCACCAGUAUUAGCUGCUUUUUAGACUCAUUUCUCCCUCUCGACUUUGUGCUCCUGUUAAAGAUGGUGAAAUAAGUCGGUCGUGCCGCUGCCUCAAAGCUGCAGCAGCCUGUGAACGAACUUUUUGUGGUGCGUUUGAGGUCUGACGCCACCAAACCGAAGCAGUUCGUAAUGACUGACCAGGAUGUGUCUCUUUUGGAAACAAACUCGUUAUUAAAGCCGUCGGCCAUGAUGGUGGUGUGUCUCUGCAGGAAGUAAACAAGGGCAAAGGGUUUGGAUUAAGAGAGCACCAGGGAAGAUUUCCUUAGUUUUUAAUCAUCUGUAACCUUAAAUAAAAAACGAUCAAAGGUCCAGACUUUGUUUCGGAUCAGUGAAUAAUUGGAGUUGUAUUAAUAGUACAUGUUAAUAGCAGACAGAGGUAGUCGUAUAUGUAAAGUUUGAUUCUUCUAGUCUCCACCAGUCAAUGUGAGGAAUGUGUGAAGUGUUGCAGCUGUCCCCGGUCUCCCCUAUAAGCUGAACUCUCUGAGUGCCGGAUCGAGGUCGUCAUCUGCUUCGUUGUCGUUUAUUUCACAGAUUAAAAGUUUGAGUCAAUAUUUUCUGAACACCUUCUUCUCUCUCUCUCUCUCUUUCAGGACAUGGAUCCCGGAGAAAGACCGUCUGAGUAAACACCGAUCAGAUUAAUAUUCAGGACCGCCGCUUCAUCAAACCACCCACUGCCACCGGAUUUGAUCACGCCAACUAAAUGUAAAGGAUCGAUUUGUUCCAGCCACCAUGGAUAUCUUUCCCCGGCCAAGCGGAGAAAUCCAGAGGAGAAACCCCCAGCAUGACUUUGAGCUCAUUCAGAGGGUGGGAAGCGGCACAUAUGGAGACGUGUUCAAGGUACAGUGAGGCCCUUCUGGUUCCCACAGACCGUCACCAGAGCCGCACGGAUCUUGGCGCAGAGUCACGUGACUUUUCGAUCCCCGUUUGAGGCAGAGCGGUGUUUGUUUUAGCAGCUUUGAUAACAUGUGGCUGACACAUUUGAUAGUCGCUUCUGAGCUGGAGCCAACUUCUGCCUCCUAAGAAAAAGUCUUGAGACUGUAAAAGUCGGAAAACUGCGAGUAAAAGUCUGGUAUCAAAACUGCCUGCAGCUCAAAAGAGAAAGUUUUAAUUUGGUCGAGCGGCCGAGAUCAGAAAUAAAACCGAGUUCUGACCACAGAUGAACACGAAGUGAAGGUGGAGCUAUAUUUGACCUCUUUAUAUUCUGCUGGGUUCCGGUUAAAGAGUUUAUUUCGAAAUCUAUUCGUUGUCUGCUCGUCUAGAUAGUGACUAAAAGUUCAAGACUUAGAAAUGCAACUUUUAACAAAUAAGUGUAACACAGAAGAAGUUAAAAAAGUCAUAAAACAACAGUCUAAUUAAGUCCUCAUUACAGAUAAGAUAACUGACUGUUUUAAUCACACUCCUUAUCUUAUUGGAGAUAAACUCUGUAGUGAGUCUGUGUUGUAAAGAUAAAGAGUGAUCCAUUCAGGGUUAUUUACUGCAUGUGUCAUGUGACCGUCUUGAGUUCUUGGUGCUGCUGGUCCGUUUUUAUCAACAUCACUUUUAUGAAUUUGCAAAGAAAGAAACAUUACCGACGAAUUUUUAAGACAUUAACAUAAGGUGUCUAAAAAAUAACCCUGUGAGCGUCCAUGACCUGAUGUAAGGCUGGGCGAUAAAGCGAAAAUUUACAGAUACCGAAAUUUACGACCUCAUUUUGCCCAUAUCGGUAAGGAAAUAGCCCAUAUAUGGCUGAGAGAUUUACUUAUUUUUUUGGGUCAUAAAGAGGCGUCACCUUUAAUUUCAGUCCGUUACGUCUAAAGAAACAAUCAGAUUCUCCUCGUUUUCAAACUUUGUGGGAUAAGGAGGCGUCAAUAUUUCAAAAUAGGGACGAAAAUUUACCGAUACGGAAAUUUACGACAAUAACUGACGUCAUUUUGCCCAUAUCAGUAUAUUCUGUGUCAAAUAAGUAAAUAAAUAACUAGUACUAAAAGUACUAUCCCCGAGAAAUGCGGUGAAAAGUGUCCUGUGUGUCAUGAUGUCAUCAUCCAGCUUUGCAGCGAGUUACAUGCCUAUGUAAGAUACUUGAUUCUGAUUGGUCUAAACUCUGACGACCUCUUGACGACCUCAGAGGCAAAGGUGUAAGUUUCCAUCGGCACACCAAACCGGAUGUUUUAAUUUAAGAUUCUAGUGCUGGGCGAUAAACCGAAAAUUUACUGAUGCCAAAAUUUACGACAAUAACCGACGUCAUUUUGCCCAUAUUGGUAUAUUCGGUUUAAAAAAAAAAUAUUUAAAUCAAAGUUGUUUUUGGAUGUGUGUAGGUAGGCUAUGGUCUCAUGUCCCUUUAAGACGCUGUCCUACGUCAGAGACGUGACUCCACCCCAUCCAGUCUGUAACAAAGAGGGAAAGACAGGUGAGGAGAUGGAGGACGGAGAGAAAGUUGGAGCGGCUGAAGUAGACGAAGUUAAUGUGGGAGGGGGUGAGCAGCUUGUGGAGUAGUUAUCGAGGUGAACUGAUCAAUAUAUCGGUAUAUUGAUUUGAGAACAUAUCGCCCAGCCCUAAGCUGAUGGUUCAACUGCAGGAUCUCAGUGGAAUCAGACAGAGGAGAAAACAAACAGUCGGGUUUUGUUUAGUGUGUUUCUUCUCGGCCCCUCAGAUCUAAUCCCUGUCAGACACUCAGAUGAAACUACGUCACAGUUUCUGAUCCCGACCCUCAAAGAAAGAACUCGACUUCUUCCAGGAGAAAAGUUAAAACUCUUUUUCAGCCCUUAAGAGGAACUUUAGCGUUUUGUUGCUUUUGGGGAUCUCUCUUCUCUCUUGACUCGUUUCUUCUUUUACACCUCUCAGUGUUUUUUCUCACUCAGGUGUCAUCGCUCUUUAUGAUGGAUGUUUUACAUUCAGCCUGCAGUGACUCUUUGGCGUGACGGCGUGCUGCAGCAGAACGGCCGACAGGCAUGUAAAAAAAAGAAAACAAACAUGUCGAGUUAGUCAGUCAAGUCAUAAAGAGGCGUCAGUUUUAUUAUUAUUAUCAUUAUCAGUCUGUUUUAUUACGAGAGGGAAACCAUCCAGAGAUCGUUUGGUCGGUGCCGGCGGAGAGGUGGACGUCAUCCUGCUCGCACAGUUUGAGUAAUUUUCCUUUUAAAUGAGAAAACUGAAAAUCUAAAACAGAAGCUGUCCGGUUAAACACGAUGAAUCACCGCGUUUCCCCUCAGCCUGCGGUCUCCGGACAUGUGAGCUCUCCUGCUGCUGCAGAACCUUCUUGUUUAUCCGUCAGCCGUGGCGAAAAACAGGCGACCCGUCUGAUCCAGAGUGUGAUAGUUCAGGCAGCGUGUCACGGUCUCUCUCCCUCCUCCACCUCCCCUCCUCCAUACAAAGGCUCUAUGACCAGCACCCCCACCCCUCCACCCCUCCACCCUCAGACAGGCCACCGGUGGAAUGCUGCGCCUGGUAUUCUCCCACAGCUCGCUGCAGCAGCGCCGCAGAAAUAUGAUCAGGCCCCUGUCUAAACAUGCGUCUGUGUGUGUGUGUGUGUGUGUGUGUGUGUGUGGGUGUGUGUGUGUGUGUGUGUUCAGGCCGCACUGACAGCGGAAACACCUCCAGUUGGGAAAAGUCCUCCUCUCUCUCUCUCUCUCUCUCUCUCUCUCUCUCUCUCUCUCUCUCUCUCUCUCUCUCCUGCUGAGUGGAGUCACAGUUUAACGCCGCAGCAUUCCUCACUUUAGUCGCUUUAUUACAUACAAACAUAUUUAUCUAAGAGACAUGUUUCCUCCGCUCUAAGGGAAGAAAAGUGUCGUAAAGUUUCCUCUUUCCUUUUAUUGAUGCUCAUAUUUAAUUUGUUUUCACGAAGUAACGACAAAAACAAACGUAAACUUCUUCAUUUACGGUAAUUUUCCGUCAAAUUCUUGUACUUUUGAUUUCGUCACACGAUCAGAAGUACGAGAAUUCGACCUCCCUGCGUGCUCUCCCUCUGCAGGCUCAGAUGAAACAUCCUCUGAGGCGACCACGUUCGUUCGAACUGUGUCUGGUCUUCGCUCGGUGACCCUGUUUAGAAGUUUCCACCGAGUUCUGCCAGUGAACGCAGAGUGGAGGCUGCUCGUACUCGGCCCUGCAGAAGUCUUGUUUUGUGGGUUUUUCCAUGAGCGGAGGCUGGGAAUCAGAAGUCGGAGGAACUGUCCGUGAGGGAACUUGUGACCUCUUUAACCCCGAAACCUCCAGGACGCCUCCAUCAGCCGAUCCGACAAACGUCUGUGAGAGUGCAUCAUCGUCAGAAAAGUCAAAGUAGGAUGUUGAGCUUCUUGUAGCUGCAGCUUCGUCUCUGGGGACGUCAGGCACACCUGGUUUCUCCUCAGCCUGACACGCUGAUUGAUCUCGGGUCAGAUCUUCUCUCUUCAGAGGUCGUUCUCACGGCAGACUGCUCCUUCCUUCCUGCAGACCAGCCUCAGGUCUUCUUCUGUCUGCUGUGUCACCUCAGAGCUUCCCUGUUCCCGUGUGGUUUACACUUCUGUAAUGUAGAUGAUGAGGAAGUCAGAGACGAUCACUGAGGCUGACUUUAAACGUUUGAUUCUCAGAGAUGAACAGACUGACAGCAGCUCAAACAUCUCAACUAUUCUCUGUGAAAUACUUUCAUAAUCAGGUCUCUGUAGUGUGUGUGUGUGUGUGUGUGUGUGUGUCUGCGCACAUGUGGUAUCAGCUGCACUUCAGCAAAACAAGUCAGCGCUUUGUGUGGUACAUGAUUGUGUAACUGUGUGUGAAUCAGCAGCACAUUCCCUGAGCUGAGAGGUGGCCGCCGUGCUGGAGGGUUUUAUGGUUUACGGUUGAUUUAGCCGCUCGCCCCGUCGCCUCACUCCCACGGAUUAGGAAGCAUCCCGUCUUGACCUGGAUUUGGAAGUCAGCGACUCAGCGCAGCCGACUUUAAAAUAGAAAGUUCACAAAUGAGGGAGCGAGAAGUUUGUCGGUGUUCUGGUCCAGAGAUGAAGCUGUGGAGAUAACGUGGAGUGGAAAUGUUUCUGCAUGAAGAAAACGAUGCAGCGGCUCUGAAGACGGAUUAAAUGUAGAUCAGGAUAUUUAAAGCCUGGGAACAGCUGACCGGACUCUGGAUUCUGAGCAGAUAUGAGUGGUCAUUUUGGCUUUAUGGGAGUUCAUAUAGAGGCUGGUGUUAAAUACGGUUACAUGGAGUAUUCACUUUAAAGGCACUGUAAGGAGUUUUCUUUGACUGGGUUUGAAAUAGGGCUGGGCGAUAUGUCCUCAAAUCAAUAUCCCAAUAUAUUGAUCAAAUCACCUUGAUAUCGAUAAAUAGACGAUAACUACUCCACUAUCUGCUCACCCCCUCCCACAUUAACUUCGUCUACUUCAGCCGCUCCAACUUUCUCUCCGUCCUCCAUCUCCUCACCUGUCUUUCCCUCUUUGUUACAGACUGGAUGGGGUGGAGUCACGUCUCUGAUGUAGGACAGCGUCUUAAAGGGACAUGAGACCAUAGCCUACCUACACACAUCCAAAAACAACUUUGAUUUAUUUAUUUUUGACACCAAAUAUACCGAUAUGGACAAAAUGAUGUCGGUUAUUGUCGUAAAUUUUGGUAUCUGUAAAUUUUCGGUUUAUCGCCCAGCCCUACAUCAGGUCAUGGACGCUCACAAGGUUCAUUUUUAGACUCCUUAUUUUAAAGUCUAAUGGUUCAUUAUUUGUUUAUUUGUUUGUUUUGAACCCCAUUAGCUUCCAUAAAGUGGUUGCUCGUCUUCCUGGGGUCCAAAAACUUAAAAUCACAAUACAAUUACAUUUCAACAAUUAAUUAAUAGUAAAUACAAUUAAAGAUUCAAAUCAUGAUUCUAAACAACAUUAAAAUCACUCCAAAAUCUGUGCUUUUAUAGUUCAUUCAUAGAUAUAGUUCUGUUUUAAAGUCUUUAUAAAAUAAUACCUACUGCUUAUUUGCUGUAAAAACCAAACGAAAUCCUCCUUGAGGAGCUUUAAUCCGUUCAUUUCCUUCCACACCUCCACAUUGAAACCCCUGAGUGAACCUUUAAGCUGACGAUGAAGAUAACUACGACAUCAUCUAUCUUUGCUGUCAUCAUGAAGUGAUAAUUCUGGGGAAAAGAGUCAGAAAUAACUCAAAAUAUCUUGAUGAUUAUUCAUGACUGAGUCAGCACCUCCUCCCGUUCUCAGACCACUCCUUCACUGAACAAACUUUGACCUUUUUAUCGACUCUUUACUCAAGACUCAAACAAAAAAUGUACAUUAGAUGGAAACAAUCCUUUCACAGGACGAUAUUCUCUCAUAUUUACAUGAAGAUACUCUUUAUUUAUUCACCUGUUAAUAUAAAAUUUAGAUUCAGGACAAUAGCAAGUAUCUUAAGAGCUCUAAAAACUGGAUUUCUGUGUGAGUUUCCUCAAUAAUCGAUUAAUCUUUAGGCCUAGGGAACAAAAAAAGGUCUGAUUAUUUGUUGUUCUGUUUCGUCUUUCAGGCCCGAAACAUCCAAACCGGGGAACUCGCUGCAGUGAAGAUCAUAAAGCUGGAACCAGGUAAGAGAAAAACAUCAGCUGUUUGUUUUCUGAGAUUUCCUCGGAGCUGAAAAAUCAGGCCUACUUUGGAAAUGAGCGGAGGUAUUUCUUUUUCCGAGGAUUUGAACGGUAUGCACAUGAAGUAUUAGAGAAAUCUUGUUGCGCACUCAGAGCCAGGACUAAUGAGCACAUAAAUCAAGCUUUGUUUGAUUCUGGCGUCGACCUAAAUAUGCAACAGUCUUUUCCUGUAAGGACACAGAGGAGGAGAGAGAGAGAGGAUAUUUGUGAUUGUGCUGCUCAUGACCUACUGACAGAGUUAGUGCCAUCCAGAUUAGUGGGAUUAGGUCCAGGGCUUUGUACCACCAGCAGCAUCCAGACUGAGCUCGGCUGAUUACCAGUCAGUGAACGGAGAGACUCGCUCCUGUUUGUUUUCUCUUUCAUUCAUCACCUCUCUGUUAGGAGCGCAGACCAUCCGGGAAUACUAAUACGUGUGUUUGUCCGGAGUUCUCACACUUCCUGUUGUACCUCUCAGGUGUCACCCUGCGUUUUUUUUUUAAGAUUUAAUUUCAAAAUAUUCACAAAUAUUUUAAUAAAUCCAAGGAGAUCUUGAGAUGUAGAUGUUUUCCCUGAAUAUUGGAGGGAGAGGGAUUAUCGUUAGAGUUUGUGUGUGAACAUGAAGAAGAGGAUCAGGGCGCUUAGGGAAAGGGAGCGAAUUUCAGAUUGUCGCAACUUUUGAAAAUCCAGACUCAAAGGACUUAAAGAUGGAUUUAUUAUUACAGUUGUACUGUGUACCUAUAUGUAAAAGUUCACUGUACAUCUUAACCAGUUUUAUCAAUCAAUCAAACUUUAUUUUGGUGUCCAUUCAAGCAGGAUAUUAAAAACAAUGAAAUAGAAUAAAUACAAAUACAAAUACCAAACUCCGCCCACCCUCCCAACCCCCAUUCAACACAUACAACACUCAACUUGUCUUGAAACUAAUCUUAAAAUCAAACACUAACAGAAAGUAAAUCAAAAAAGAGGUAAUAAAACAAAAAAUAGUUACUCAAGGACUAAAAUAGCUUUAAAUCCCAUAAUGCAGAUUAAAAGAUUAAAACAAAAUUUAACUAAAAGCCAAACUGAAAAGGUCUUGAGUUUACUUUAAAAAUAUGAACAGUAUUUACGACCACCUUCAGGGUUAACUUAGAGACGCUGAAUUCAACUCUCAACACCAGCCCCGCUCGGUCUGAGGAGUAAAACUCUUCACAUUUUAGUAUAACGUUCGGGUUUUUGCACCUUUUGCUCAGGCUAACCCUGACCAAAAAGACAUUUACUCGUUCACCGAGCACGGGUUAAAGGGUUAAAUUCUCCUUAAACUGCACUGCCAAGUAAAUAACAACUCUGUUCACUGGUGCUGUUUACAUAUAUUUCAAUGUGCCAUCAUGAAAUAAUUUGGAGCAAACAGGCCUCUUCACAUGCAAAUGAACCUCACUGCAGAAAAAAACAAAACCGUCUAAUGAAUGUUUGAGUGAAAUGUUUACCGUCUGCUGAAAGUUGGUGGCAGUAAUGACACAAUACUUAUACUGGGAUUCCACUGCAUGCAGAUCUGCUACGCUCUGCCCCGGAACAGCAGUCAAAAACGCAAGCGUACAGCACCCACUGGAUGCAGAAAGCGGAGGAGAAGUGCUUGUGAUAUUACCGAUAUUUCUCGCGAGACUGGAAGAGAUCACACAAGAUCUCGCGUGUUUCACCGUGAGACAUUGAAUAAAAUCGGCGGUGCAUAUAAACACCCACAUCCCACAACACUGGCCCCUCCCAUUAUCAUGUGAAGAACAGUUUAACAAAUUGACUUUAUUUUAUUUUAAAAAUUACUCUGUAGCCGCAUACAACUUCCACUGCUGCUCUGCACUGAAUUGAUGCGCCGUUCUGCGGCGUCCAGCAAAAGUAGAAGCCUUGAGAAUCUGAUCCGACCAUCAGAGCAGUUCACCAGCGGAGCCGGAUGGCAGACGGAUUGUGUGUAAUCAUGCACAUUGAUUAUAACGCUGAGAUAUAAUGUAUCUGAACACAAACAUGUCAUGAAAUCCCCCCACAGUGAGAUAGGACAGAGUUUGGCACUGUCAGGAUUAGAGUGCUCAUCACAGCUCUGCGCAACAGAGAGUGGAACUACUGAGAGGUCAAAAUCAGGUGAAACUGGAGCAAACUGCACAGAGAUGACGGAUCACUCUUUAUCUGACAUUGUUAUACUUUUACAUUAUGAAGUUAUAUUAGGAAUAAUUCAUCUGGUGGUGAUAAUCCUAGAGAGUCGUAGUUGUGAGUCAUGUGUGCUUCAGUCUGACGGUAAAUAAAGUCGUUUGCCCCGAGCAGGUUUGCCUGUAAGCACCUUUAAACACUGGAAUAUUUGCUGUGCUCAUAUUGACUUUAUCUUUCUGAUGAGAUGGAGCGAGGAUUAACCCAGCCCAGGUCGUCCUGUUUCAGCAGGACUCUCUGUCUUUUACACCCCCGCCCCCCCGUCACUGCAAGAGUCACUCCUUUCUGUGCUUUGGGUGGACCUGAGAACCAAACAGGUUUGACCAGGAGGAGUGACGACGCUGGUAUGAAGGACGGGACACGAGCAGAGAGAGAAAGGAGGGGGAGGGAGAGAGAGAGAGGAGGGGAGGAGGGGGGUGAGGCCCUCUGGCUGCAGAAGCUGGAGGUACAGCAGGUUAAUCUGAACGACUGUUGACACCAACACUGUCCAAACUUUGGUGUCUGUUAAAUUAGAGAAUCACUUCUUCUUCAUCCCAGUUAGACCUGCGAUAUAGAUAUAGAUCAUAUAGAUACAGAGGAUUACAAAGUCAGAGAAUGAACGACAUGGUGACUCUAUGAUAAAAGGAUUAUCUGAUUUUCUUUGUAUGUCACAGAGAGGCUUCAGUUCCGGUUUAUGUCAGCGGUAGGAGAUCCAAAAAACAGAUUCAUUUUUCAGGAUUUACUUUUAACAGACGCUCCUGCUCGCUCGUAUCGUUCCAAUUAAAUUCAGAUAUAAUGCAGAUAAAUACUUCAGAUCAUUACAAAUGGGGCCCAGUCAAGGUGCAAGUCAAAAGCAUUGGUGCUACUGUAGAUGCCAACAGACUACCAGCAAACACAAUGUUUGCAGGACUUCUACAACUAGGAUAAAGUGACAUAGUCCAGGACCCGAGGGAGGACAGUUUAGCGAUGGCGCUACAACACGCUACAGCAGGUCAGUUUGACAAGAAACACUUCUGUUACAGACACUUGUCUUACUUUGUUAAAGCGGUUUACCUGUCCAGCAGAAAGGUUACAGGGUCACCAAGAUCCCCAAGCGUCCCCCAUGGUUUAUGUUGACCCGGCUUUUUAGCUCUUGUCCGGUCUACCUCCGUUUUAAGCGCCCGUUAUUCCUCCAGAGUCUCCGGUAUUUACUUUGUUUUCUUGCUUGUGUCGGCAGUCGUGGCCAAAGGAGGAUUCAGACAAUUUUCCGAACUUUCUGGUUGGUUUCUACUGUCCGAUAUUGUAGCACGCUAACUUUGUUUGGGCUCCUGAACGACACGGGGGAGCAGCAUUUUCUUGUUGACUGUUUUCUUGCUGACUGUUUUCUUGCUGACUGUUAUCUUGUUGACUGUUUACUUGUUGACUGAUUAUGGUUGACUGUUUUCUUGUUGACUGUUUUUGCUGACUGUUUUCUUGUUGACUGUUUUGGUUUUGACUGUUUUCUUGUUGACUGUUUUGGUGUUGACUGUUUUCUUGUUGACUGUUUUGGUUUUGACUGUUUUCUUGUUGACUGUUUUCUUGUUGACUGUUUUGGUUUUGACUGUUUUCUUGUUGACUGUUUUCUUGCCAACUGUUUUCUUGUUGACUGUUUUGGUUUUGACUGUUUUCUUGUUGACUGUUUUCUUGCUGACUGUUUUCUUGUUGACUGUUUUGGUUUUGACUAUUUUCUUGUUGACUGUUUUCUUGUUGACUGUUUUCUUGUUGACUCUUUUGGUGUUGACUGUUUUCUUGCUGACUGUUUAUGUUUGAGUCUUUUCUUGCUUGUGUCGGCAGUCGUGGCCAAAGGAGGAUUCAGACAAUUUUCCGAACUUUCUGGUUGGUUUCUACUGUCCGAUAUUGUAGCACGCUAACUUUGUUUGGACUCCUGAACGACACGGGGGAGCAGCAUUUUCUUGUUGACUGUUUUCUUGCUGACUGUUUUCUUGCUGACUGUUAUCUUGUUGACUGUUUACUUGUUGACUGAUUAUGGUUGACUGUUUUCUUGUUGACUGUUUUGGUGUUGGCUGUUUAUGGUUGACUGUUUUCUUGUUGACUGUUUACUUGUUGACUGAUUAUGGUUGACUGUUUUCUUGUUGACUGUUUUUGCUGACUGUUUUCUUGUUGACUGUUUUGGUUUUGACUGUUUUCUUGUUGACUGUUUUGGUUUUGACUGUUUUCUUGUUGACUGUUUAUGGUUGACUGUUUUCUUGUUGACUGUUUUCUUGUUGACUGUUUUCUUGCCGACUGUUUUCUUGUUGACUGUUUUGGUUUUGACUGUUUUCUUGUUGACUGUUUUCUUGCUGACUGUUUUCUUGUUGACUGAUUAUGGUUGACUGUUUUCUUGCUGACUGUUUAUGUUUGAGUCUUUUCUUGCUUGUGUCGGCAGUCGUGGCCAAAGGAGGAUUCAGACAAUUUUCCGAACUUUCUGGUUGGUUUCUACUGUCCGAUAUUGUAGCACGCUAACUUUGUUUGGGCUCCUGAACGACACGGGGGAGCAGCGUCUGCCUCACAACCAAUCAGGUUAGAGGAGGUGGAGAACACAGAGAUAUCGUCAUAUUACCAAAUGUCAUCAAUAACUAAUAACUAUUGACUGAUAUUAAAGUUUUUUUGUAAAUACACCACAAAAAAAGAUGCUUCUUUAACGGGAUCCUGCCUUCACCACCUUUAAGAAGAUGUGUAAAAUUUGUUUAAUGGAUGGCAGUCAAAUCCUGAUCCUGUGUGCUGCACACGUUUGCAAAUAUCUAUUUAUAGAGACGAAUAAAUCAUCAUCGUACUAAUGUAGUUUUUUUUUCCUGCACACUAAAACCGGAUCUUGUCUGUAGCUCUGUGACGCUCUGUUCAAACUCGGUGGUGGUGUGUGUUCACAGAGGCGAGGGAAGCGUCUUGCCUGUCUGAGAGGAAGUGGUCACACUCCGAGGCCUCCGCUCGCCCAGAGCAGAAACAUCGUCUUGUGAUGUUUUUUGUUUGUCUAAGCCCAGAGUUCAGUCAGAAAACUCACAUUUUUGUGGCUCCUCUUUGCAUUUUCCUCGUAAACAGUCUCAUUAUGACAUUUUUGCGAACAAGAGCGCAAAAAUAAGACGGUUUGUUUACAGACGUUGGACCAUACGGCAAAAUUUUGACUCAAACACUUAAACAAACUGUCUGUUUUCGGUCUUUUAAAGCAGCUUUUAGGAAUAAAUGUCAGUCAGGAUUCAAAGAAGUGUGAUUUAGGGGUCAUUUUUCUAUUUUCAGAGUUAUUUUGGUUUCUUAAAGUCUUAUAGGUGUAAAAGUGGAUUGAUUGAGCGUGCUCAGACUGAACGGUGUGUCAGGACUUCUGUAUAAUCCUGAAAUGCUCUAGAUUAAAGAACACCUAGAUCCUCCUUACUAAGUCAACCAUUCGAGGUGAUGAUGAACAACUCCUGUGUGUGGAAAUGAAGGAGGAGGAGCGUGUUUCAGCAAACGACAAAAACCUUUAAUAAUAGACGACAUUUGACCAAAAAUAGAAACAUCCUGUUUAAUAGAUGCAGGAGGAAAUUCAGAAACUUUCCCCUUUUUAAAAAUGUCAGAAUUUCCCUUUUAAAUCAGGAUAUUUGACCAACUCUCUGAUGUAAAUCCUAAGUGUGAGAGGAGUUACAAAUCUGUGAGACGUCCUCCUGUGGGCGGCGGUGUGUGAGCUUAAAAAGACAAAGAUUAACAGAGGUCAGUUUCUGUCAGUUUCUGUCAGUUUUCAGGAUCCGUCCCUCCGUUAAAACCCUUUAAAUAGAUCCCUGGACUCCCUGGACUCUGACCUGAUACCUCUCCAACCUCUCGUAAUUGAAAACGAGACGCUCCUAUCAAACAAACAGGAGUACACAGCAUUAUAGGGACUAUUUUCAGCGGUGGAUUAGUACACCUUUAGUGCUUUAGUGAUUAUUUACAGUGGCGGCAGGACGAUGUCUGUGUGAUCGGCUCAGAAUAAACUCCAAACACUGUCUUCAUCAGGACGUAUCCGUGUUUUAAUCGUUUAUAGACAUUUUAUUGUCUGUUUAGGUUUUAGUUUAAUAGAUGAGAGCCGUCGAAGAUCAUAUAAUCACUUAUUUCUGUCUUUUUUAUUUGGUUUGUUGAAGAAAAUAGAAACUUCCAGCCUUUUUAUUCUGAGCGCAGUGUCAGGACUAACGCUCCUGUAAAUACAGGUCACAUGAUCACAUUGUUUACACUGGGCAUGUGCACACCGUACCACCUCUCUCUCUCUCUCUCUGCGUUGGUCCGAGCUGGACCUGAACUCUUAAAGAAACGCAGAAGAAGAAGUUUUUGCUGACAGUAAAUUUUGGCCGACUUGUAAUCCAGUGAAUGAGCUUAUUUUGGAGUGAUGCCUUCACUGACAGUCUGUCAGCAGAGCGUCUGGUCGACCUGAACCUCCGGAUAAUGUAUUCCAGGAACUUGUCUCUGCACAAUUGGGAGCAGCUGGGCGUACAUAUUUCUGUCUUCUUACUUCCUACUAACGGGAUGUAUUUCAGGUUCACUCUGCUGCUGUGGAUGUGAGCCGAUACCACCCAAACACGAGGAGAAGAACGAGGUGUUCCUUCUCUGAUCUGACGUGUUUAGAUGAAAAGUCCAACACUGUAGUUUAAGGAAAUUUCUGUGGAAGGAAAGAUUAAAAAAUGUCAGAAAUGAUGGUUUGAUUGUUUUGGUUUGGUGCUUUAACUUCAUCUUUCUUUCUCAUUUGAUAUUUUUAAGAUUUUCAACAUAAACAACAAAGUACAAAAUGUUUUCGAUCUGCUCCUCGGUCAUCUCUGCUUCAACAGAGGUCACUCCGAGUUCAUGCUUUCACCACUGACACUCAGUUCUUUUGUCGUUUCAUCGCUUUUCUCACCAUACCACCAAACCUCACUGACAUCAGCAGGAACUCGGGCAUAACAUUCGUGUUUCUGCUCCUGCAGCUGCUUUGAAUUCUCGGCGGUUUUGUUGGAGUAACUGCGGUCCGCUCAAAUCCUGCUCAUAUCUCAUCUUUGAAUAAAUACGAAACACAAACUGAACCGUGGAGGAAGAAGCAGCAGAACAACAGCUCUGAGAGUUAGGGAGCGUCUUCUGUGGAUGUCGUCUUGUGGGUUUGCAGAGCGUGACGCAACAGUCGUUUAUGGUCGAUCAAAAUGUCGCACCCUCUCUUCACGGUCGGUUUUCUGCAGAAAUGUUUUCCUGUGGUUGUGAAAAUUUUCAAGAAGCGUUAAAUAGAUCGGUUACAACUCUACACGUAUAAACUCAAGAUCGAUUUAUUGACUUAGUGCGACUGAAACUGGAUACAAGGGUGCAACCAACGACUAUUUCAAUAGUCGACUGAUCGGAAAUUGUUCGUGCUUCACCGACAUGCUGCCAUGAUUCAUAUGAUCUACUUUGCCUUAUCUCGGCUAAAGUGCUCCCAAACUUACGAGGUUUUUAAGUGCUUAAUCGUUGCUGCUGUAUGGGAUGCAGGAUUUUUUUGCGUUGGACGGUAGGGGAAGGUCCCACCCUCCUUCACCUCUGAUUGGCUAGAAGUGCUGGGCUCUGAUUGGUUAUUCCUUUUGGCUGUGAAACGUCAUCGUCUGUCGGGUUAGGGUUAGGAGAAUCAGAAGUGCGAUAAUUUUCUGUUAUGUUCUGUUCGAUGUACAGAGCCGAUAGCCCGCGCUCGGCUUGAGCGUGUGAUGAUGUUACACAGCCAAUCAGAGGCGAAGAAGGAGGGACCUUCCCCUACCACUUGGCAAAGACGCUAUUGUGCAUGUGUGACUCUAGGCAGAGAUCAUAAUGAAGUAAGACGCCGCACUCCACUGGAAAGAAAAACACGUCUGAGGAAAAAGGUUGCAGCCUGAAAUCACACAAACUCGAACUCCUCGUAGUCGGUCUGUAGGACACAGAGUUGUGAACAAAAUCUCAACGAUCAAAAUAAAAGAAAACUCUUGAACAAAACUAAAGUACAGAGCUGUAAGAAGUGAGGGUGUUCGUGUUUCCUGUUCGCCUCACGUGAUCGUGGUAAAAUGUUCCUGGAGACGAGAGUUCAGGAAAAGAAAAGUUUCUGUCGUCUCUUCUAAAGCAUCUCGUUGUUGUUUCUUUCUGCACCUUUCCUCUCUGCAGCCCUGCGGUCGACCUUUGCUGUUUUUUUUUUAAAUGUGCGAUAUAAAUAAAGAUGACUCGGCCUGUGAAUGUUUCAGACGGCGGGCAGAGCGACUGAAGCUGGUCAGUCAGCGGUAAAAACAAGAACUUUGUGUUUACAUACCUGUUGGGCCUGUUCGCUGUCUGCCUGCUGAAACACGUCACUGGAGGGAACCCAAAAACCUCUUUUGUUGAUUCAGUUCCCACAUUUUUCUCUGUCAUGAUCUGCUAAAUAUAGAUCUAUAUGUGACUCUGAAUGUAGCAGUAACUCCAUCCUGACAGUCUGUUUAUGAAGUGUUGAUAUCCAGACGGAAAGUCUCUCAUGUUCAGGAGAAAAAAAUCUAAUCUUUUGUCCAUGUGUGAUUUCUCUCCCUCUGUUUCCAGGGGAUGACUUUUCCAUCAUCCAGCAGGAAAUCUUCAUGGUGAAGGAAUGCAUGCACCACAAUAUCGUGGCCUACUUUGGGAGCUACCUCUGGUAAGAGUCCGCGCUCUGACUUUUCUUCUCCCUCCUCCUCCUCUGUUUGGUUCACUCCUGUCAACAUAAAACACGCUCACAUGUCGUUUGAGUCACACCUGUGUGUGAAAGGAUGACUCACGCUCUGUAACCGGGCUGACUGGUGCUGACUCGGCCCUUCAGCACCGCCAGGAUGCAGCUCUCGUGUUUUAACGCAGCCUGUGUUUAGUGGCUGGUAUCUGGGAGGAAGUAGGGCUGGUCCGCCCACCGCCGCCUGAGACUUCCAGCAGGUUUAACUGGAAUAUGAGCCUCUGAUGUGUUUUAUACGGCGGUUGGUCCACAAAGAUGCGUGUCUUAUCUCAGCGGGAACGUCUCGUACCGUCUCGCCACCGCAGAGCACAAAAGCCGAGUGAUGACUGCAACCCGUAAUUAUCAUGAAACCGGAUUAAUUGGACCGGGGCAACAAUUUCUUUUCUGUUUCAUCAUCUCAGAGUCCGCAUGAGGGGAUCUGAACUGUAGACCAGGUGGGAUUAGGAACCUGGAAAAGUGUGUCCUCUAAACCGUAAACAGAAACUGGAUUAUACCUGAUGUUCAGGAGACAAUCCUAUUCAAAAAUAAGUCCUUAAUCAAUAAUAAUCAUAAAAAUAAAAACAAAUGUUAUCAAUAGUGGCCUUUACAUCCAAAGAUCUCAAAGGACUACAUGUUAAAAACAAAGAAACAUCACAAUAAAGGGACAUAAAAACAGGAUCUGGGUUCAAAGACAGCAAACCUGAUUCAUGAUAACUUCCUCUACGAAAAGCCACAAAUAAAGAGCUGUGCAAGUCUUUAAGUAACCGUCUUGGACAUAAUUUCAAAAUAAAAGCAUCAUGUGUAAACAAAAGGGAGACUCUUCUUAGACAGAAAAUGAUCUGAUAGUUUUUCCUCCAGACUGUUUUUAUCAUGUAUGUGAGACAAACACAGCUGAUGAGGGCCGAAUUAAAACGAACAUUACAAGGUUACAACAUUACAAUAAUUUUGCCAACAAAGUCUUCAUUUUCGGUUGAUUUCUUUUGUUUGUUGCUCAUUUUGCGAUCAUUGUUGUUAUUACCGGUGUUGUGCUGAGAAACACAUGCCCACCGAGGAUUGCAUCCACCUCGCAGAAUCACGCACCGCUUACAGUAGAGUGAUCCAUGUAAAUGUACGAUUUAAAACCCGAACAGUUCUUAUUUGUUGGGCUAAACAGCGAUGAGGAAUGUUAAGAAAGUAAUUAUCAGCGGAUACACGUUUCUCGGCUCAACACCGGCAGCGCCAGCGACUCACUCAUUUGCCUCCAACAUCACAGGCUCUGCAAUGGGACUCUCACGCACACGUACAUCGUCAUGACGAUGUUUAAACGAUAUAUCGUGCAGCCCUAGGCCCGGUAUAGUUCUCAUCCAUGCAUCGGUUGGAUCUUUGUAUGAAAACUUGUUGAGCCUCUUGAGUUCGACCACAUUUUAAACAAUCUGCGUCUGUCAGUCUUUACUAUAACAGCUGAUAACCAGGAGUACGAACCUUCUUUGACAUCCUGAUCCUUCUAACUCCAUAUCUCUCUGUCUGUCUGUCCCCCUUCAGUCGGGAGAAGUUGUGGAUCUGUAUGGAGUACUGUGGAGGAGGAUCUCUGCAGGACAUCUACCACGGUGAGUUCAGGUUCAGGGGCGCCGGUUUGGUCUGGUCUGGUGGUUAAACUGGUGUCAUCAUUGCACCUGCGGAUGGUUUGAUUAUCGAAUAUGACCUUUUCUGCACGUCACCUCCCCGCUCUCUCUCCUCACCACAUUUCCUGUGUCUUCUCUAUUUCAGUUUAGAGGUUUUAAUAACAUGAGAAACACGAGAAUCAAGUAAAAAUUAACAGCUAAAACCAGCAGGGGUCUUUUUCUUCACAUUUGAAGAAAGUCGUCUUUAAUGAAUCUGUUUUGUCUUUUCAGUGACGGGUCCUCUCUCAGAGCUUCAGAUUGCCUAUGUGAGCAGAGAGACCUUACAGGUAAAUGCUUCAUCGAGUUCUUUUUCUGCACGAUUCUCCAGAAUUUCAUCUUCAUGUCGUGACAGAGCGCGUGAUUUCUCUUCUCGCAGGGUUUGGGAUAUCUGCACAUUAAGGGCAAGAUGCACCGCGACAUCAAGGUAUCGUAUCUCUGAGGGUUUCUUUGUUUCUUCUGGCCUCUUUGGUAUCCAGGUCAGACUCGUUCUGAUGUGCCGCACACACACAGACACACACAGACACUUGGCCUCAUUUGAGUAGAGAGAGAGACAAAGGGAUGAAAUCUCAAACGUGACAGAAAGAAGGUCAAGAAAAAGAGAAGAAGUGUCGUGUUAGAUCGGUGAUUAUAGUCCAAAGGUCAGAGUCGUCUGCAAACUAACCUGACAGGAAGAGAAGAAGAGCAGAGACGUUCACACUGGAAACACGUGACCAGAGGUGUGACUUACAGCGGGUUUGAGGUCGAGCGUUUGUUCGCCACGCCUGCUUCGAGCAGCGUCAGCCUCGUGUGUUAUCGCAGAGGCUCAGGGCUGGACCUAUUAUCUUUACUCCACUCCACGCAGCGAGCACUUCCUGUUUCCUCCACUCUCACCGCAGGAUGCCACCGGAGAGAGUGUCAGUCACGGCCAACAGAAACACUGAGAACCGUCAGAAAAAGAUGUCACCCCGGUGAACCUUUACUGGCACUCAGACUAGGACCAGGUCCAAAUACACCAGAUGUUUAAAGUCUAACACACGAGAUCACCCCUGAGCUUCUGACCUCUGUUUCAUGAAACUAAACUGCGUGAUAAAUCUUUUCCCUUUCAAAAUAAAACGCUGAUUUUUCUUCCACAGGGUGCCAACAUCCUUCUUACAGACAACGGAGACGUGAAGUUAGGUAAGUUCCUCCUCAGCGUCUGAACGCUCAUCUGUAACUUUCAGUCGUUAUCUUAAAAUCCCUGUCAACCCUCUUUACAGCCGACUUUGGAGUGGCGGCCAAAAUCACAGCCACCAUCGCCAAGAGGAAGUCUUUUAUCGGAACACCUUACUGGUGAGUGAACCAAACAGGUUUUUGUUUAGAGGAAGUGAAAUGAUUUUAUUCUUUAUGUUGUCUGAAGCGUGCAUGAGAGGGAGAAUCGAACCGAACAAGUGAAAAAUAAAAACGCCACUGACUCCUCAGCAGGUCAGCUGAUGGCCAGAGACAUUUUUAAACUCCAUUAUUCUCCACAUCAUCACAGACAAUAUCAAACACUCUCCAGUUAUUGUUUUAGAUCCAAUCUGUCAUGUAGGAAAAAUAAAACUUUAUUAAAAGGACUUAAAGCUCCAGUGAGCAAGUCUAUGUUUAUCUUGAUUUUGGUGCCCCCCUGUGGACAAAACAGACUAUGAUUAUCUUAUCUUAUGCUUUAAUGCAUCUCAACUCAACACAACUCAAAUUUAUUUAUAGAGCACUUUAAAUACUAACAAAGCUGACAUAAAGUGCUGUACAUAACAUAAAACAACAAUAAAUAGUUGUUUUAAAAUAUAAUAAAAAAGUAACAAAACAAAUGAUAAAUAUAACAUCUAGAAAUCUAUAAAUAUGUAAAAAAUAAUGUUUUAAAAAUCUAUAAAUAAUAUGUAUAUAAUAAUAAAUAUAAAAUCCAUAAAUAAUAUAUUUUAAAUAAUGCGUAUAAAAAUUUUCACUGAUGGUAAAAAAAAAAAAAAAAAAACAUCAAAAUGAUUUUUUUCAGUCUGUUUUAUAAACAUUGUAAAAUUCCUUACUGGAGCUUUAACUCUGCUGACCAGACUGCCUGCAGUGUCUGCAGACUUCAUCACUCUUUAUCUAAUUUAUUUAUUUGUUCAAUCAGACAGAUUUAUUGGUUUAUCUCUAGUUUUUAUGUUUUUGAUGUCCAGUCUCAUGGUUUCAGUCCUUCAGUUCUGUAACUGUAACUGAACAGUGAUACCCACACACCGACACCUUCUCUGUCAGAGUUUCAGUGUGACCAAAUUUAAUCUGACAGAAUCUGAGAAAAACUUCCUGUGAAAACGUAAAUUUCAGCUCCUCAGUAUCUGGUCGUGUUUCAGACUGCUUCAGGAUUUUGAAGGUCUCAGAUAUUUUAGUCAUGUGACUCUGAACACAAUCUCCGUUUGGCCUCACCUUAAGCAAAGACAACAGGUGCAUGAAUAACUUCACUGCAAACAGAAUCCAACUUUACAUCUAAGUUAGUGAUCAAACAACGUCCUGAAGUUAUUUCUCAGUAUCGUCAUUUUUUCUUAGUUUUUCCUCCCUGACCUCCUUCCUCCUGUGUUUCUGCAGGAUGGCUCCAGAAGUGGCGGCAGUGGAGAAAAACGGCGGCUACAACCAGCUGUGUGACAUCUGGGCGGUCGGCAUCACCUCCAUCGAGCUGGCCGAGCUGCAGCCUCCGAUGUUCGACCUUCACCCCAUGAGGUUAGUCAAACCGUCUAAAUAUAAAGAGCCUCUGUGCGUCUGUCUCUGCGGUUCCUUCAACAGUCACUUUAUUUUUAUUUAUUUCGGUCACAGCGGCCUGACUUACAAACCGUCUUUCUGUUUCAUCUCAGAGCUUUGUUCUUGAUGUCGAAGAGCAGCUUCCAGCCUCCGAAGCUAAAAGACAAAAACAAAUGGUGAGUCCUCUGAAACAUUCAGUCUGCUGUACGACUUUGAGACGCUCGGCGUGAUACGACAAUCCUUCUUCUUCUUCUUCUUCUCCAUCAGGUCCACCGCCUUCCACAACUUUGUCAAAGUGUCUCUGACCAAGAACCCGAAGAAGAGACCGACUGCAGAGAAGCUCCUAUCGGUAAUUCAUCUUUCUGUUUACAUAAAUGUUGGAAAGUUAGAGUAAAAGAUAAUCAGAUAAUCAGGACAGCUGCAGCUUUAGGACUUUUCAGGUUGAGAUUUUUCCCAUCAUGCCUCAGCUUCUGUGUUAGCUCAGUUAGCAUCACCACCUUUCUCAUGAGGCGUUUCCUCCUCGUUUAUGUUGAUGUUUGGUGAAAUUUUCUUCAUUUUUCGGAUGUUUCCAUGUCAACUCUGAGCUCCAGACUCAGACCUGAAGAGUAGUUUGUCUCGGCCCUCGCCGUCUGGUCUUUAUCUGCUGUUUAAAAUACAGUCACAGGUUGUUUAUUAAAGAUCAGGGCUGCAGAAAACCACAGAGAACUGUUUUAAAACCGAGCAGACGUCUCUGAAAAGACCAUCAUCAUCACGAACGCCGUCUCACAGGACGUGUGUGAUUAAUGAGGAGUGUUUAAUUACUCUGAAACUGUUUAAUGAAGAGACUCUGAGACCUUGAGUUGAAGAUUAGGAUGUCAGAUAUCUGCUCAUAAUGUCUCAUUUCUCGCAGCACGUGUUCGUGGCCCAGACGGGUUUGACACGGCGGCUCGCCGUCGACCUCCUCGAUAAGAUGAACAAUCCAGAUAACCACCAGCAUUACAGCGAAGUGGACGACGAUGACCUAGAGGUAACGUUACAGCAGAUUCAGAUAACUCAAGGCUGUGGUCGAUUCAUCAUGACUCGCUUUUCUCUCGUAUGAGAAGUUUCCUGUUUUGUGAAAAACUUUUGUGCUCAUGAGAGAAACAAAGACGAGGUUUAAGCUUCGUAGAAACGUCACUGCCUCUCCUUCCUGAGGCUCACACACACACACACACACACACACACACACACACACACACACACACACACAGCAGCUGUUUUUUCUCCCCUUAAUGACGUCAGAGGACUCAGGUGGAGGGCUGCAGCUGACUUCGACUCGCAGUAACCACAGGCCGUGCAAAUCUAACCCUGAAUGCACUCUGAGGCUUUUUUAUUUUUUCUAAUUUUAAAGCUUCAGCUCAUGAGCCGAUUCUGUCAGGACGUUUUGAACUCUCGCAGCUCUGCAGUCUUUGUUUCUUCACCUCAGAGGUCCUCUCUUCUAUCUCAGAGAGGAUCCUGUCGUUGAAGAAAGAAGUUUAAAAUCUUCACAACCUUAAAAAGAAGAGAUCACCAAGACUGUUUUUUUUUAAAUUCAUCCCUAGAAAACAACAACAAAAAAAUGCUCCUCUUGAUGCAGGAAGUUAACUUAAAAAACCAGCAACACAAGAUAUCUUCAAAUGUGAAAUACCCCUUGAGAAUCAGACUGUGUUUUUUGGACACAUAUCUCAGGAAUGGCCGAGAAGAGAUAAACAUUUAUUAAGUAUCUGCUGAUGGCCUGUAAAAAGAGUAUUACCAGGAAAUGGCAAUCAGAGGAGAGCUAAAACUUCAAUAUAUGGAUAGACAUAUAUAAAAUGGAGAGGAUAACAGCAAUUGUUAAUCACAAAUUAGAGAAAUUCACAUCAUUCUGGGAAAAUUAAGUCAAAUGUGUCACGCUUAAUAGGCCAGAUUUUAUUUUCACAAAGCAGUGGUCAUGAUGUUUGAGAGAGAUCACUCCCAACGAUACAUAGUUUUUUAUUUAAUUUAGUUGUUGUUCUGGUUGUUUGUUUUUUUCUCAUUACUUGGAUAUUAACUAAAAUUUGAUUUUGGCAUGCAGCAUGCUUAAAGGCACAGCAAAAUACAAUUAAUACAAGAUUGAAAUUGCUUCAAUAUAAAUGGCUAAUGCGAACUUCUAUCACCGCAGUAAAACUAACUAAAAUCUGUCCUAAUAUUCCAGAUAUCUGUUGUGUAGAGGAAAAAGGAACAUUGUUCCGUUGUGUUUGGGAAUGCUCAAAAGUACAAUCAUUUUGGCAGAAUGUGAUGCGGGCCAUCUCCCAGCCAAACUCUGUAUCCUGGUAUAUAUCCCUGAAAAUUUAGUUGUCAACUCUAAAUUAUCAGUAUUGAUCGAUUUUGGGCUUCUACAAGCUUGAGGACUGAUCGCUCUUUUCCGGAAAAAUAUACAGUUGCCCUCUGUAAAGUUAUCGUUGAAGGAGAUUGCAUUUGAAAGACUUACACAUAUUGUCAGAGGGGAAAAAAACAGUUUGAAACCUUUUUUGGAAUUUUUGGAGGAUGAGAAUGUUGUUAUAACUUGAGGGGCUCUAUUUUCGUGUCCGCCGGCAACUUAAAAAAAAAAGAAAAUGGAAAAAAACAGCAAAUCAUAAAGAAAAGUCUGUGAAAUUUGUGAAGACUAGUGAAGUAAAGUCAAAAGUAACAAAGUUAAAUCUGGAUGUCAAAGUUGUUUCGGGUGUUUGAGAGUCAGAUUUAGAGGAAAGUUUCGUCUCAAACUUCCUCCGACAUUAUUCUUCCCUCUGGAGUCAACAUCACUUUAGGUGGCAGCCAAAGAGGUGGUACCACAGUCCGUUUUAAAAGACCAUUGUGUUUCUCUCUCCCCCCUGACAGCAGCAGCUCUGUCUUGGCCUCCAUGAAUGAAAAAAAAGAAAAAAGGCCCUGAAGGCUAUUGACUGGAGCAAUAGAGCUGCUAACAAACAAACAGCCUCUGGGAUGAAUAAUAAUGUGAAGACGGAGCAGGAAACGUCGUCUCAGUUCUGCUUGAAUUCGAUGAUGUGGAUUAAACAUGUUGAUAACUCUUCACCCUCACGUCUCUCUCUCUGUGUUUCAGCCCCUCUCUGCCGUCAGACACACCAUCCGCUCCACCAACAAACACGCCCGAGCCGAGAGGACGCGCUCAGAGAUCGACUGUAAGUGAACAGAAAGUCCCAAACGCACCCCCCCCCCCCCCCUCCUGCUGGGACCCUGUCCUCUCAUUGGUCAGCGUGUCAGCCGGCCUGCCUGUUCAGCUCGAUAGUCUGAGGGUCAUCCCCGUAAUCCUGCUGGCAGUUUUCCAGACCACAGCGUGUGGUGGAGCGUGUCCGAAAAUAGAUCCACUGACGAGAAAGUGGACUCAGCGUAGAAACGUGUCUACUAGAUUCAGUUUAAUCCACGUUUACAGACUCUUAAAGAGCGUCUGGAUCAUGUUGUAACACAGCAGAGGAGGUGUCGGUGUGAGUGUGUUAGAUAUAAAAACUUAACUGCAGCGUCACGACUCUGAUUUCAUCACUUUGGGUCGAUGUAGUAACACGGCGGCGAUGAGGAAACUCCUCUUCAUCCUGUGUCACGGUCUCUCUCUGCUCCACAUGUCUCCUGUCUGUUUCUUUAUUUCUCACUUUCCAAUCUGACUCUCCUCCUCCUCCUCCUCCUCCUCCUGCAUGAAGCACACAAUGGGACUACUGACCACAGGAGGCCAUGCUCAAGUCCUAGCUUCUCUGAGGGACACAGGGGGGACGCAGGUCAGUUCAGCGAUGUCUGUGUGAAACCCCGGCUCACCCCUAAGACCCCCUUAGACUCAGGUUAACACGGUAGCACAUAACAGAUCCUGGACCAGCUGAAGUAAAACCACUAAUCCGUUUGAGUUUGUGUGUCUGCUGAACUUCCUCCUCCUCCUGUGUGUGUUUGUGUUUGUGUUAGUGGUGUGAUAGAGGAGUGUCUGUUCCUCCUGCAGACCUCGAGGAGUCUGAUUUGUUUGCAUUUUUCUCCCCUCUCUUCAUAUUCCUGUGUGGAGCGGGCAGACCUGCUCAGUUUCAGGUGUAAUCUGUGUUUGUCCGGGGUGACCGGCUCCCCCACAGAGGAGGAGGAGGAGGAGGAGGAGGUGUUCAUCGAUCUCCUGCCAGUGUCCGAACACUCCCACGGCUUUGUUUGGCUUCCAGUGUUGAGCUCUGACGCCCUCUAGUGUCUGAAAACGAAUCAAACCUUUUCCUUUUUUUCUCUGUUUUCCAGUCGACAAGCUGCAGUUUGAACCUCCGCUCAGGAAGGAAACCGAGGCUCACUCUGAAAUGGUGAUUUUUUAAUAAUUCUGUGGAUGUAAAAGAAAGAGUAAAAAUAAAAACAGUUCCUAAAAGUUUAUUUUUGUGCUCUGGUCUGUUUCCACAGGAUGUGAGUAAAGAUAAUGACUUCCCCUCUCCCUGGAGUCCGUUCGCAGAGGGAGGAAUAACAGCCAGGUAACCCACGGAUAUACUGUCGUCACAGAAAUAUCACCUGUUCACUCUCUCUCUUAACUUUGUUUAUUUAUUAGGUUCAUGUACUUAGAAAAUAAAUUAAAUGUCAUUAAACUUGAUGCUGUGGGACAGAAAGGUUGAGAAGAUCUUUUAACAAUCCUUCCAGAGACAGUAGAUGACUUUAUAAGACAUGACAAGUGAGACUAAAGACAUUAAAUUUCUUUUCAGAGAUAAAAUAAAGUUUUUCUUAUUCUUAUUGAGGUGAUUUCAGCGCCAACCGUCCAGAUCCAGCUCUGUUCUAGAUCUGAUGCUGUUUCUGUCUGUGUUUUUAUGCGAAUGUUUUAAAGACUGUUUUGUUUACGUCUCUGAGAUCUGAAAGCAGUAAAACCCUCAGAUUUAUACUCAUAACAGCAGGGUUACUACGCAAGUAUGGAAGUAAUUUGAUCAAUUUCCAGGUCUUAAAAAGUUUUGAAAAUGAAAAAUAAAGUAUGAAGAAAUAUUAAAGUUUCCAGACUAUUACCACAGUACAAAAAAUACUGUUUUCUAAAAUAGAAAAGUCAGUAUUUCCAAAAAUAAUUCUCAAAAGUCGGGCUUGGAAAUGUAUGGAAGUAAUUUGAUUAAUUUCCAGAUCUUACAAAGUUUGGAAAAUUGAAAAUAAAGUAUGAAGAAAUUUUUAAGUUUCCAGAUUAUCACCACAGUACAAAAAAAAAAAUCAGUUUUCUAAAACUGUGUAGAAACCCUGUUAUAGAAAAUCUACCAUAGAUGCUGCUCACUGUCUCUCACACUGAUCUAACUCGUGUCUGUGCAUGAACUCGCUCUCCUCACCUGCAGCUUGAACUGUUGUUGACCUUUAACCUCCUCUUGUCUAUGUUGUUGCUGACCGAACCCUCUCUCUCUCUCUCUCUCUCUCUCUCCUGUCACUCACUCGCCCUCUCUCUCUCUCUCUCUCCGUCCCGUCUCGCCUCCCUCUAAGGAGUCUGCUCAAAAGCGUUGAGGACGAGUUGUUCCAACGGUAACACUAACCCACCUGUGCUCUCGCUCCCCUCUCCGUCCAUACAUCCAUCCCUCGCUCGGCCCCCCUCGCCCUCACCGUAGUGAACCUUAGAGUGUCCACCUCUCACCCUCCUCUGCACCUUUUCAUCCAACACCUGUGGCGUGAUGUUCGCUGUAGAUCCAAACUGUGUAGAUGGAGACUGAGACAGGGAGCAGAAAGUUCUGGACUUAGAGAAGUGGAGUCAGAGCUGACGCGAACUCGACAAACAGAUCUUCUUCUUCUCUUGUUGUUUCCAUCCCGUGAUAAACCCUCUCCUCUCCUCUGAGGGAAACUCUCAUACAAACAUUCCCGUCAUCAUCAGCAGCUCCUCCUCCUGACCUCCUCCUGACCUCCCAUGAGUCUUUGCUUCUGCUCUGAUUUCUGUCUUUGCUCCCUGCAGGGGUCACAUCGCACAUCUUGAAGACGCCUUCGAAGAAGUGGAGCUGUGAGUGACGUUAUCAAACUAACAUCAUCAUCAUCAGCUGUUGAGUUUCAGAUCUGUCUGACGCACAAACGUCUUUGUUUUCAGGUCGACUCUGAAGCCCGGCGUGCCCCCUCCUCUGCCUCCUAAAGUGAGACCCUCAAACUUUUUCACUUUUUAACUUUCUAACCGAGUAGAUUUUCCUGAAUCCGACUCUUCUCUCCGUCAGCCUCGACUGAACAGCUCUUCAGAGGAGAUCGGCCUGAACGACGAGAGGUGCCUGACGGUCCGGAGGUUCCCCAACGCCGAGAACGGGCCGAGUCAGGCGGCUCGCAGACAGAGCACGCCAGAGUCCGGCAACAAGGUGGAGCAUUCCUCGCCGGACUUCCUCUCCGCCAGCGUCAGCAGCCCCGGCCUUUUGUCUCACGCCUCCGACCCCGGUGAGUUCAAGCGUUUUCUUUAUCAAUGAAUCAUCUUUUUUUGAUCAAUGCUGUGAGUUUUAAAAAAUAUUCUGAUCGUUUAGUGUGAACAAGAACUUACUUGUGAAAUCAAAGCUGAGAAAAACUGACGAAAUCAAGUCUCUUAAAAAACAAGGAUAGGUUGUCUCCUCUCCCUCAUGUCCUCUCUUUUCCAAAAAAGUCAGAAACCUCUAAAACAAACCUCUAGUUUUUAUCUUAAUCUUCCCCACGCUCCUGUUUCAAUCAUGUCUGUAUUCUUGGAUCAAUCGGUUAAUCUCUCAAUAAUCACUUUAACUCUAUUUUCACAAGCUCUCAGUAAACCGAACAGUAAAGGUAAGAGAGUUUGACGUGAACAUGUCUGUUCUGAGGUUAAAGCUCCUCUGUUAACGUUUCCCUCCCCCCUCUCUCUCUCGCUCUCUCUCUCUCUCUCUCAUGACAGAGAACGAUUCGGACGGCAGCCUGAACGGAGGGAGUCCCAAACCGCCGCCCAACAGACCGCACCACCGGAAGGAGAAGAAGGAAUUCCCUGUGAGUCUCGUGACGGCUCUCAUCUGUUUCAGAUUUAGGGUUCGGCUGUAAUCUGAGGAGUGAGAGCUGGAUUUACUUUGUGGAGGGUCUCGGUAAAAACCUCAAAUAUGAGAGUCAGAGGGGGGUAAUCCAGCGUCUCUCUCUCUCUCGAUGUUGUUGUUUGUGUCCUCAUCAUGAUCAGAUGUUCUCCUCUCUCUAUAGAAACCAGCGAUCAAUGGUCUUCCUCCCACUCCUAAAGUUCUGGUGAGUGGAUCCUCCUCAUUGUUCCUGCUACAUUCUGGAGAUGUUUGGGGUCCUCCGAGCUUUCUGCUCUGCGGUUUCUUCUUCAUGUCUCACUCAGCCCGACGUCUUCCUGCUUCUUCUCCUCGUUUCAGAUGGGAGCCUGUUUCUCCAAAGUGUUUGACGGCUGUCCGCUGAAGAUCAACUGCGCCACGUCCUGGAUUCACCCGGACACCAAAGGUACGGGUCGACGCGACGAGAGCGAUGAACAAGAAUAACUCAGACGGUUUGUUAAAGACGCGUUUGUUUUCCUCUCUUAGAUCAGUACCUCAUCUUUGGGACGGAGGACGGCAUCUAUACUCUGAAUCUGAACGAGCUGCAUGAAGCCACCAUGGAGCAGGUAACCAUCGACCCCGACACACAGGAAGACCCUUUUAUACGAGGGUUAGGGGGGCUGAAGUAAACCUGAGUGUUGUCCUAGUAACCAAACAUCUACCCUGAAACUGAGACUCACCAGAAGUGAGAGUUAAAGCGACACAGAAAUACACUCAAACCCCGACUGUGAAAUCACGGCGGGUUCUCCUGAGGUGAAGGUUUUCCCCCUCCUCUUCCUGAUCACCAGUUUAACUCUGACUGACACGUCUUUGUCUAAUCCUCCUCUCCAGCUGUUUCCCAGGAAGUGCACAUGGCUCUACGUUAUCAACAACAACCUGAUGUCUUUAUCAGGUAAGUGACGGAUUUACCGCCGCCUCCUCCUUCCCCUGCCGACUGUCAUCAGCUGCUGCUUCUUUGUCCUCCUGUGUUAUCUGGCAGACCCUGAAAUAACCGUGUCUUUUGUUUGUCAUCAGAGCGUCUCUGAGUGACACGUCCGAGGAGUAAAAAUAAAGACACUUGUGUUUUUUUGUACAAACCUCGUCUGUGUGGCUGAAACCUUUUUAGUCUCAGUUUAACAGCUGAGGAUGAGAUUAUAAACUCUCAGUUUUACUCCCCUCGGUAUACUCAACCUCUCUUCUUCUCUUUCUCUUCUUCCCUUGGACACUGUCCAUCCUCCUCCUCCUCUCGCCUGGCUUGAUUUGAUCUUCUACUAACCGGCUUCAUCAGAAGGUAAUCAUGCUUCACACCAUCAUCAUCAUCAUCAUCGUCACACUUCUGUUUGUACUCCUGUUCACGUCUAACCUUUCUACGUGUUAAAGCUGCUUCGUUCACGAGAAAGUCGUAUAAGAUCGCUGUUCUGAUAUUCAUAACGUGAGGAGAUGAUUUUAUUUUUCUACAUCAUGAUUUAGAGACUCAAACAUUAAAUUUCUCAAAUAGUUUUAAAAUAAAAUCCUGCAGGACAAGUUCAGCUAAAUCAAGUAUGUCCAGUAAACGUUCACAAAUCUUCUCAGAGUGAAUUCGUUCAUCUCCUUGUGUUUGUCUCGUUGUGGAGAAGUGAAAUUAAAAACUGCCGUUACUAGAAGAGAAGAACUUUUUAUUUAAACAACGUCCUCAACAAACUUUAGGGGCCUCAAUUUGAGCUGUCAUGUGACCAGCGGAGGUGAAGAGGCAGAGCUCAUCCACCUCAGAGGUAGCUGUUAGCAUGUUAGAGCUACACAUUUGCAUAAACAGUUCAAACCUUUUUCUCCUGGAGAGCUCGCCGAGAACAGACUUCAUCUCUCAAAGAGGUGCAGCUGCAAAAUCUUGUCCUAUCUGCACCUGUUGAUUGUAUGAGCACACACUCCUUAUAUGGGCGUACUUUGAUUCCUUAAAUGGGUGUAUUUGACUCCUUAUAUGGGCGUACUUUGACUCCUAAUAUGGGUGUACUUUGACUCCUUAUAUGGGCGUACUUUGACUCCUUAUAUGGGCGUACUUUGACUCCUUAUAUGGGCGUACUUUGACUCCUUAUAUGGGUGUACUUUGACUCCUUAUAUGGGCGUACUUUGACUCCUUAUAUGGGUGUACUUUGACUCCUCAUAUGGGCGUACUUUGACUCCUUAUAUGGGCGUACUUUGACUCCUUAUAUGGGCGUACUUUGAUUCCUUAAAUGGGUGUAUUUGACUCCUUAUAUGGGCGUACUUUGACUCCUAAUAUGGGUGUACUUUGACUCCUUAUAUGGGCGUACUUUGACUCCUUAUAUGGGCGUACUUUGACUCCUUAUAUGGGCGUACUUUGACUCCUUAUAUGGGUGUACUUUGACUCCUUAUAUGGGCGUACUUUGACUCCUUUUAUGGGUGUACUUUGACUCCUUAUAUGGGCGUACUUUGACUCCUUAUAUGGGCAUAUUUGACUCCCAACUUUGACUCCUUAUAUGGGCAUUUUUUUGACUUCUUAUAUGGGCGUACUUUGAGUCCUUAUGUCGUCGGAUUUUGACACCAUAUAUAGUUGUACUUUGUUUCCUUAUAUUGGCAUACUUUGACUCCUUAUAUGGUCAUGCAUUGACUCUUUAUGGUGUAUUUGACUCCUUACAUGGUUGUACUUUGAUUAAAUUUUCUUUUAUCCUUCUUGAGGAAAUCCAAACCUUUAUUAUCUUUUAGUCUUUCAGAAAUAUGUAAAGGUCUUUCCUGAGUUUGAAGUUCUGGUAUCAGGUUCCUGAAGUGGUUCUGGAGGUACCAGCUCUUCGGUCUCACUCUUGUCCUGUUACCGUCCUCUGUAGGGAAAACCUUCCAGCUCUACUCCCAUAAUCUGAUCGGGUUAUUCGAGCAGCUGAAGAAGCCCGGACUGGCCGCUCAGUUCCAGACUCACCGCUUCCCCGACAAGAUCUUACCCAGGUGAGACCGCAGACCCGUCAGGUUUGAUUCCAGACUCCCCCGAUGUAGACGUCAUCAGCUGUUUUUAGACCGUGGUCAUGACAUCACAACUGUUUCCUCUCCUCAGGAGGUUCGCCUUGACGACGAAGAUCCCCGACACGAAGGGUUGUCACAAGUGCUGCAUCGGUGAGUGACUGUUUUUUGUUUUCCGCCUGUUUUGGUUCAAGUCCUCGUCCCUCAGUGACGGCCUCACGGUUCUGUUCACAGUGAGGAACCCGUAUACGGGACACAAGUACCUGUGUGGGGCGCUGCAGUCCGGGAUCGUCCUGUUACAGUGGUAUGAACCCAUGCAGAGGUUCAUGCUCAUCAAGGUCAGUCCGGGUUCUUCUUCAGAGGUGGAGGACCGUCACAGGCGUGCAGAUCCACUUCCUGUGACCCUGACCCCUCUUCUUCUUCUUCUCUCCUCCCUCUGCAGCACUUUGACUUCCCCCUCCCCAGCCCGCUGAAGGUGUUCGAGAUGCUGGUGGUCCCGGAGCAGGAGUACCCUCUCGUGUGCGUCGCCAUCAGCCAGGGCACGGAGCCGGGUCAGGUGGUCCGCUUCGAGACCAUCAACCUGAACUCCUGCUCGUCCUGGUUCACAGAGAUGGGAACGAGUAAGUCCAACAUCUAAGAUCUAAGAAGUUUAGGGGGUCAGGUGGAGGAGGCGGUUUGUGACGGUUUGUCUCCUCCUCACAGGUAACCAGCAGGUGGACGCCAUCCAUGUGACCCAGCUGGAGAGAGACACGGUGUUGGUGUGUUUGGACCGUAAGUUUAAUUUCUGUUUCCCGACUGUUUUUUUCUUCAAACUCAAAAUAAAAUCUUCUUCGUUCUCCGACAGUAUUUUUGUUUUUUCAUCCUCCACAGAAAACUUGAAGAUCGUGAAUCUUCAGGGUCGACUCAAGUCCAACAAGAAACUGGCGUCUGAGCUCAGCUUCGACUUCGGCAUCGGAUCUGUUGGUGAGUUUUGAAAAUUUAAUAUAAAACCAACACGACAAAGUUUGAGAGUGAAGAGAAGAAGCUGAUCUUUAUAGAAGCUGAACGUUGUCGUCCUCUCUGACAGUGUGCCUUCAGGACAGCGUUCUGGCCUUCUGGAAACACGGCAUGCAGGGAAAGAGCUUCAAGUCCAACGAGGUAAAAACUUCUGAUUCACUCUUGGAGCGUUUGGUCUUAUUGAAGAGUUUUAUUUAAUCCCACUCUUUCUUAAUCUAAAUCCACAUUAGUCCAGGAUUAUCGUCCGUCAUUCGUCUCUUUAGUUUUUCUCUGGAUCCUCCUCAGGUUUGAAUAGAAGCUUGUUUGACGAACACGUGAACCGUCGCCUCGGGCUCGGGUCAACAAAGACCCCGAGUGCGGCGUGUUUGUUUGUCUGUCGGCGAUCCCUGCGGAUUAGACCUCAGGUGGAGCCGGACAAAGUGUCUUUGUGCGCGGCCGAGGUAAUGAAUUUGUCCUCCUUUCACGCAGGGAUUCCAUGUGAACCCGAUCACGCGUCGCGCUCGGCGGCAGAAUAAAAGUUCAAGAGAUCGCGGGGAGGUGAAGCGUUGUGCUUUUAUGAAAAGUGAUAUGCUGAUAGGGGUCGCCCUUUUCAAAGGCCGCCGUGUCGGCCGCCGCCCCGCAGCGCUCGGAUAAAACACCGGGUCUGUUUGGAGAGUCUGCGCCCGGCCCGGAUUUUAGAAAUGUCAGCCGCCGCCAUGCAAAAUUGAUGCCCAAUCAUAAACGAGCGCCGUCACAGCGCAGGGAGCCGCGCUAAAUAAUUCAGCGUUUGUCUCGUUAUGAUUCCCCUCAAAGGCGAGGCAUUCAGGGGCGGCGGGUCCGCUGAUCCGAUCUCGCUCCGGUGGGUGCUUCUCUGAACACCCGAGACCUUGUUCUCGUUCAGACUGGAACAGAUCGGAUCUCUGCGGGGCCAAGGACUUACACCUAGCAGGUGUCGCUCGCCCGCUAUCUCACAUCUGUCGACAAGUCCUGCUGACAUGUCAACAUGGGGGGGGCGGGAGGGGGGGGCUCGUCUUUUUUCACUUUGACGUGUCGACAGGAUCGUACACACUCUCCUUAGACACGGCACACACACACACACACACACACACACACUGUUGUUAAAGGCACAAUGAGUGACCUGAAGGUAAACAGUCAGAAUCUAAAACAGAGGAGGGGUGUGAACAGACUCUGACGGACUGACAGGACUUUGUAAAUGGACAUAGAUCUUAAAGGUAUAGAUCUCUGAUGUGUUUUCUAUCUGUAGAGUCUAGAUAAACACCUUUAGAUAAUAUGAAUGUUGUUUUUACUCCCAGGUGACUCAGGAGAUCAGUGAUCCCAGCAGAGUCUUCCGCCUCCUCGGCUCUGACAGGUCAGUCCCAGAUUUCCUCUCCUUCACUAUCAAACACAAACACCACCUCCUCCUCCUCCUCCUCUUCCUCCUCUUGUUUGUCCUCUAACGUCGGCUCGCUGACCCACAUAACAGCGGGCCGCUCCUCCCUCAGGUCUCUGUGUUUUUCUUCCACAUGGAAACGACCUGCUGGCCUGCUGUGUCUGUAAACCCACAGCUCCUCUCGGUCCGUCUCUGUCCCUGUAGACCGCCGUGUUUACCUCCCACCUGCUCAUUCUUUCCAUCUUAUGUAUUAAACCCUGCGGCCACUGAUUGUACUCGAGUCUGAGCAGAUGAGAACUUCCUGAAAAGUUCAGAGUUCUCUGAUCGGAUGGAAACUAAACUGACCGACAUCUCUGCGAAAAUAAACAAACACAUCCUGAAAAUUGACAAGAUUUCAGUUUGACUUCAUCACGAUUCAGAGAGCGACCUGACAACUGUCCAGAAGACCGUCUCUGACCCCCUCCAGGGUCAUGCUCCCACCGUCAAGCGACUCCUGAGGAAGAUCAGAGAAGUCCCGUUUCAUGAUAGUUUUGGGUUCUCAAAUCAUACUGGGUUUUAUCAAGUCCUGAAGUCUACCAGGAGGUUUUAGAGACCCUCAUACGGGAUUUCCACUGCAUCCAGAACAGCUCCGACCCGGAACGGCGUCCGACAAUUUUCACUGUCCGUUUCGUGGCAGAUUACGGACAGUGGUAAUCGCAAGAACUCGCUUGGAUUCAUGCAAUCGCGCGAUAACGAGUUGUCUCUAUAAAGACAGCCACAUAGACAUAUAAGCAGUAGAUUGUGUCCUUCCAGAGGAGGAAAUCUACUUCUAGACUUCUAGAAUCAGCAUCUCCUCAUCCAUGGUGUCAUUGGGGUGAAAUGACGUCUAAAAACCUUUCACUUGUUCGUCUCCGCCCGUUUGCAUGGUGUGAAAUACGAUCCUCCUGAAACACGGAGUGUUUUAUUUUGAAAAGAAGCCGGAUGUUUUAUUUUGUGUCUGUGCCCGACUUCCUUUCCAGCACGGGUUAAUCUGUGCUGAAUUUAUCCGCCAUGCUCCGGCGUCCAGAAAAAAUAGAACUCUUGUGAUCAGCUGUGGAGUCCGGCGAUCUGCAGAGGAACGGAAAGAAGUCGGUGGGAAUUGACACGUUAACUUGAAUGGUUACGAUCAGCUACGAUCGGAGGAUACGACCUUUUAGGAGACGAUCAGGAUGAAGGGGGAGAUUGGGGGUCAGGCUCCAUCUGCCAGAGAUGCAGAUUUGGUUCUCCAGCAGGACCUGGGACCUGCCCACAGCGCCAAAACUACCACAAACUGGUUUUCUGAGAAUGGUGUGGCUGGGCUUGAUGAUACCUCAGAGAUCCUCCAUGGGGGCCAGGAUCUGGUCUAGAGAAAGAUGAUCUAGAUCGACUAAGAUUUCAAAGUCUAAGAACUUUCUGGUACCACUCACUCCUGGUGGUCCCCCCGACUGUAGACCCAGAACGAGGCCUCCCUCCCUCCCUCCAUCUCGCUCUCUGCCCAGAACCCCCUCCUCCAUGUUUAAUUCACCGCUCCUGCGGCCCUGCCAGCCCUGCCGGGCCCUGGUUUGAGUGUCUCUCUGCUGUAAUUUCAUCUGAUGGAAGACACCGUUUGGAGCGGAGCAUCCUGAUCCGCUGUCACCGCCAUCUGAAGAUUCACCCUGCUGUCGUCCUGAUCUGACCGCGACAGCUGAUCGGGACGACUAAUGAGCCGUUUAGCGUCCUCUGUUAGUUCGCCGCUGACGCUCUGAACCCUGACGGCGAAGGAGACGUGGUGUUGUCCAGAUAUUGAAUUGAUAGAAGCUGCUCUUCGGGUGAUCAGUCAUAUCAGAACAAUACUUGUUUAAAGGCAACGGCUGAAGUUCAGUGUGAUGUUCUCUGUGAUGCUGUUGUUGCUAGGAUACAGACUCAGCAUCCUAAGGCACUUGUAUUGAAUUGGAUUGUAACUUCUCCCUCCUCUUCCUCUCCUCUUCCUCAGGGUGGUGGUCCUGGAGAGCCGGCCCACAGACAACCCCACGGCCCUGAGUAACCUCUACAUUUUAGCCGGUCACGAGAACAGUUACUGAGACGGCGUGGACGACGACGGCACGCUCCAGACUCUUGACUUCAGGAUUCGUCGUCGUAGUUGUCGUCAUGGGAACAGUCUGUUUCAAAAGCAGGUUUUUGUUACCGAUCGGGAUCUACAGGUGGGUUAGAAGAGGAGCGUCUUCAGUCCCGGAAUCCGGAUUCUUGAGCGGCCUUGCAGCAGCGACUCGCUCACUGAUGUAGCAGGAGGCGCAGAGACGAUGGCGGCGCCUACGAACUUUGUUACUGACCGUUUUCUCUCUGUACUGUGGACCGAGUUACAAACCUGUUAUUUAGAGGUCUUAUGCUGCGAUCGAGUUAAGAUGUCGGAGCUGAAAAAUACGUCGCACCAGAGUUACUAGUGUAAGUCGAAAAAAAAAGCGAAAACAAGACGGCUGCGUCUACGAAAGUUAGCCUGAAAUUUUUUUUUUUCCGACUAACGCUGGUAACUCGGGUGUGACGUCAUUUUCAGCUCCGACUUCCGAAGUAACUCUAGCGCCGCAUUAUUGUUCUUAUUGUUUUAAUAAUGAUUGUCUAAAGUGCCAUUAAAGUCGCAGCAGUUCUGUGAUCGUAUUAUUAGCAAAGAUGGGAGAUCGGCCGUGUUUCCGUAACGCUGAGAGGAGAUUUGUAGUCAAACUAAUAGAUUAGUUUCAACAGAAACCCAGCAGCAUUGUGGGUAAUUUAAGCGAUAUUUAUUAACCUCAUGUUUGGGUAUGUUUGAUUUACAGACCUUGUUAACCGGCAGUGUCAGCGGAUUAACUACCUAGUGUAAAAAUCCCGAGCAGCGUUGGGUUCGUUUUUCUGACGUUUUUUUCCCGCUCUCUCUCUCUCUCUUUCUCUCUUUCUCUCUUGCUCGCUCGCUCGCUCUGCUGCGUUCGUAGAUAUAAUGUACAUUUCCCUUUUUCUCGACCUUCCUCUUUUAUAGACUCUUUUACUCCUCAUUAUUUGCACCAUGUAAGCACUUUUGUACAUUUUUUUUAUUUAAAGAUAAAACGACAAAAUAAGGGACGGAUGCUCGUUUUUUUUCGUUAACAUCUCUGCAUUCCCUUGGCAAAUGUUUUAAUGUCUGCUGUUUUUGUAAUAAAAAAAAAACGCUGUUAACAGGACG